This is a messenger RNA of Impatiens glandulifera, 573 nucleotides long. Its product is annotated as transcription factor BOA-like. NCBI's taxonomy places the organism in Eukaryota, Viridiplantae, Streptophyta, Magnoliopsida, Ericales, Balsaminaceae. Gene Ontology annotation, cellular component: nucleus. The record is from RefSeq and is a predicted model, not a curated record. The coding region runs from base 1 to 573 and encodes 190 amino acids. Gene Ontology annotation, biological process: regulation of DNA-templated transcription. The transcript has a single exon. Gene Ontology annotation, molecular function: DNA-binding transcription factor activity; DNA binding.
AUGGAAUGGGAAGCAGGACUUCCUAGUCUAGACGAUUUAAUACCUUUAUCUCAAUGUUUAAUUUCUCCUGAGCUGAAGUCCGCCUUCAACAUAGAUCCAGAUCCAUGUAUGACCAUCUUCGAUGUUCAUCAAGUGUCUCGACAUACUUUGGCGAUGUUUCAACCACAAGAUCAACAAUUAUCCUCCUGCAAUAAUUUUGAUCUUAAUCUUCUACCAUUGGAGGAUGGAGAGGCAGUGAAUGGUAUAGCUGUGGAAGGACAAAACAAGAAUUUGUUAAAGAAAGAUGAUUCAAAAUCGAAAAUUUUGUUGAAGAUCAAUGCUUGCACUGAAGGAGAAGACUUAUCAUUGCGUAUGGAUAAUAGAAUCGAUGAUUCUAAGAAGACGUCGAAGCGACAGCGCAUAGUGUGGACGCCACAACUUCAUAAGAGAUUUAUUGACGUUGUGGAUCAUAUAGGUAUUCAGAACGCGGUCCCAAAUACUAUUAUUCAAAUGAUGAAUGUUGAAGGUUUAACCCGCGAUAACGUCGCGAGUCAUCUUCAAAAGUAUCGAUUGUAUUUGAACAAGAAGCACUGA